This is a messenger RNA of Bombus terrestris (buff-tailed bumblebee), 6165 nucleotides long. RefSeq names its product four and a half LIM domains protein 2 (gene Lmpt). The coding region runs from base 16 to 4170 and encodes 1384 amino acids. Gene Ontology annotation, cellular component: nucleus; Z disc. The record is from RefSeq and is a predicted model, not a curated record. Gene Ontology annotation, molecular function: transcription coregulator activity; zinc ion binding. The transcript is spliced from 10 exons. Lineage: Eukaryota; Metazoa; Arthropoda; Insecta; Hymenoptera; Apidae.
GUGCUGUACACGACCAUGUCGCGUCUUCUUCGUGGUUCCUCGUCGAUCAAGGAAGGUUCCAAAGUGACCUCGUAUUCCAAGGACCGUUCGCCCGACGAGCAGGAAGAUCACGCGUUAAAAUCGUACAAGAACAUCUCGAAUCGUUACCAUUUUGGAAUGACGGGGCAACAGAACGACGAGGUGAGCAAGAACGGUCGAGACUAUAAGGAGCACGGCAACGUAAACGCGGACUUGUUGUAUAAAAAGAGUAAGGAACACUUUGGCGCCUGGGACAUCAAGGACAUUGUGCAGAACGAGGGUCUCAGAUCGAGGAAGCAAACAGAUCGAUUCGAGGGUUCUCGAUUAACCAACGGACGAUCGAAGAACGAUUCCACGAGGCAGGAUCGUUGCGAUGAUCACGAGGAGACGUUGCAGCGUGACGAUGGAACGAGGACGGGAUCCAUCGAUCGCGAACAUGCAGCAUCGCAUAGAUCGAAAAAGAAAGAAGGCUGGGAAAACUCGGACGCCUCGAAAGUUACGUCGAAGCUGGCUCGAUCGAAAUACGACGACAAAGACGACGUGCAGAGAAACGACGAGAGGGAGCAACUUCUGAAGGAGAUCGAGAACUUGGCGGUCGAUGGAAGAUCGCCGGAUCGAAGGAUCAAGGCGAUGAUUGAGCGCUUCAAGUCUCGAGAAGAAGACAAAUUGAAGUUCAGAGCGGAGCGCGAUUCGCACAGUCCGGAAAAGGACGAGUAUAGGUCGAAAAGUGGAGGUCGAGGCGAAGUUCAAGUAGAUCGUAUCAACGAUCGAGAAGGUGAGCGCAGAUCUGGCAGAUCUAAAUUGCGAGACCUGGACACGUACGAGCAGGAAGAUAAUAGAAAUCGUUCCGUGGAUCGAAGGAUAGAGAAAUCCAAUGAUUCGUUUACAGAGAGAAAAGCCGACGCGUAUGGUGUGGAAAAAGCACAUAGACGACCUAGAGAAGUGGAAGACGACGUUUCUCGAAGGAAAAACAGUCCAAAGAGAAGAAGUUACGUUUACGAUGGCAAUCCGGAGGAUUUCGACGUGCGAAUACAGAAGUACGAGAGAGCUCUCGUAGAACCCAGAAGAGAUCUAGAAUCGUCUAGGCGAGUUUCGUUGAAAGAUUCGGACGUCGACUUAGGGAGAAAGGACUCGUUCAAGGAUCACGAUCGACAGGUGACGAGAAAAAGUUCGUUUAAAUCUGCUGACACGAAGAAGAGUCACUCUCGGGAUAGGGAGCCCAGUUUGAGUAGGAAAACGUCCUUCAAGGACGAAGAAAACGAUUUAUACAGAAAAAACUCGUUCAAGAGCCAGGACGUGGAGAAGAAAUACUUCGGAAGGGAGCCGGAACACGUCUCGAGGAAGAAUUCGUUGAAAGAGCAGGUCUACGACGCAAGAAGGAAAAAUUCCUUCAAGGAACAAAAUUCGGAUUAUGGCAGAAUUCUGCCGAGGAAUCGCGACGACGAAGAGGAGAGGAAGCGUUCGCUGAAAGGACAUACCGACGGAGUCAGUAGAAUCACUUUCAAAGAACACGACUUUGAUUCAGGUAGAAUUCACUCGUACAAGGAUCAAGAGCCAGACGUCGGCAGAGUUAGCUUCAAAGAUCAUUCCAGCGGCGACUUAGGUCGUAAAAAUUCCUUCAAGGAGAAGACCGUCGAGUUUGGCAGAAUUUCCUACAAAGAUCGUAACGACGAUGCGGAUCGAAGACCUGUCCACAAAGGCCAGGAUAACGAACCGAGUAAAGUGUCUUUUCGAAACUUGGACGAGCCAAGGAGAAGGCACUCUCCUAAUGGACGAUACGUCGAAUUUGGCAGCGUGUCGUUCCAGACUCAAGACGACGAGACCCGAACGAGCCCCCUAAACGAUCAGGAUUACGAUUUGGAAAGAGACUCCUCGUUGAAGAGGCGAACGUCUUCGAAGAGCAAAAAUCACGAGGCUAUCGAUAAAAGAUCGAACAGACAUUCCAGACCGUUGACACCGCCGAAACGGGACGAACCGAAAGCGGAGUGUCGAAAGGAUGCCAAGGACCGCGAGGAAUUCGAUUCCAAGUCGUGGCACGAGAGCAACCGGAUUUUCGCCGCCAAGUAUUUCCGAGAGAACAGCAGAUACCGUGCGAAUCCGGAGGGUCGUUCGGAGAUCGACCGAGAUCCCUCUCCCGAAACGGGAAUUCAAGAAUUCCAUGGCAGAAAACACUCGAACGAAGGAUUCGGCAACGAGAUAGAAGACUCGAAACGCAGCUGCACGAAAUUGGAAACGUACAGCGGCUUUGGCAACGGGGAACAUCCUCGAGAUCUACAGAGUAGAUACACGUCGACCCACGAGAGAAACGGGGCGACGAUCAUCAGGAUUCGAACGAGUCCGGAGACGAGCCCGGCCGAGAGGAGGCGUCGCCGUCGUCCUGUACAGGACACGUACGCGGAAAGGAGAAGGCGUUACGAGGCGGAGGACGAAGCGGACAGCGACGAAGACGAGGAGGAGAAUGAUCGUCGACAGAGAGGGUCGACGCGCGGAGACGGCUUUAUACCAGGGAGAGGCGUUUCUACACCUUCGAGAAGAGUCUGGAAUUACCGCGAAGGGGGUGUCCUGAUCACGGACGUCGAAGAGGGGCAACCUUGUCUACAAUGCGGAGAUACGUGUUCAGGAUUCUCGCCGCACACGUGGAGAAAGAACUGCACCAGUUGCAAGUGUCCCCGAGAGGCGCACGAUGUGUGCCACGAAGAAUGGGUAUCGGUCAGGUCUCGUUUGGGCCUUAAAGGCGAAGAAUCUUCGUGCCCGGUUGCUUUCGACCCCAGGGAGAAGGGCCUCGCCUGGGCUCCUCCUGGUCUACCAGCUCACAAGGUGGAAGAAUACUUCUCCAUGCUGCCGGAGAUAUCCGUACCCAGGCUAGGCACGCCUGGGGAACGAUACAGGGACCGACAAUUGGCGAUUCAGCUACCUAAGCAGGACUUAGCCAGAGCUUAUUGUCGCCAUUUGAAUCCGAAACAUGCCAGUAGCGCCGACGAUUUUAUGGCGGCGAGGAACGAGAUCGCGUUAGAUAUCGGAAGCGUACAGGAAGUACUCGAGAGAGAUCUCGAUUGCGGCGCGUGUCACGCACCCCUGAAAUACGGUAGCCUCGCCGUAUCAGCGAGCAAGUUGGGUCUUUUGUAUCAUCCUGCUUGUUUCCGAUGCACAGAGUGUAAGGAGCUUCUCGUUGAUCUCGCUUACUGCGUACACGACGACACUCUGUUCUGCGAGAGGCAUUACGCCGAACAGCUGAAACCCAGGUGCGCAGCUUGCGACGAGUUGAUUUUCAGUGGCGAGUACACGAAGGCGAUGAACAAGGACUGGCACAGCGGCCAUUUCUGUUGCUGGCAGUGUGACGAAUCUUUGACCGGGCAGCGUUACGUGCUCAGGGACGAGCACCCUUACUGCAUCAAAUGCUACGAGAGCGUUUUCGCCAAUGGCUGCGAGGAGUGCAACAAAAUCAUCGGUAUCGACUCCAAGGAUUUGUCGUACAAGGAUAAGCACUGGCACGAGGCCUGCUUCCUCUGCAACAGGUGCAGAGUGUCCUUGGUGGACAAACAGUUCGGUAGCAAGGUGGACAAGAUCUACUGCGGCAACUGCUACGACGCCCAAUUCGCCAGCCGUUGCGAUGGAUGCGGCGAGAUCUUCCGUGCUGGUACCAAGAAGAUGGAGUACAAGACCAGGCAAUGGCACGAGAAGUGUUUCUGCUGCGUGGUCUGCAAGAACCCGAUCGGUACGAAGAGCUUCAUUCCGCGCGAGCAAGAGAUCUAUUGCGCUGCGUGCUACGAGGACAAGUUCGCCACCCGAUGCGUUAAGUGCAACAAGAUUAUCACCAGUGGCGGCGUAACGUACAAGAAUGAACCGUGGCACAGAGACUGCUUCACCUGCAGCAACUGCAACAAUUCACUGGCUGGCCAGCGAUUUACGUCCCGCGACGACAAGCCCUACUGCGCCGAUUGCUUUGGAGAACUGUUCGCCAAGAGAUGCACCGCCUGCUCCAAACCGAUUACUGGCAUUGGCGGAACUCGUUUCAUCUCUUUCGAGGACAGGCAUUGGCAUAACGAUUGUUUCAUCUGCGCGGGUUGCAAGACCUCGCUGGUCGGUCGUGGAUUCAUCACCGACGGCGAAGACAUUAUCUGCCCUGAUUGCGCCAAGAUGAAGUUUAUGUAGAGGGGUAGUGAAACAUCGAGCGAAGAAGAACGAACGAGAAGUAGGGGAGAGGGAAAAGGAGUAAGAAAACGAGAAUUAUCAAGGGUCUACGGUGUCCAGUCUACAUACGGGAAUAAUAUCCUCGCUAAGAAACCUUCCCUUGGAAACAACUGGAAGAGUCCGCUUCGAGAAAAAGAAAGGAAGAAGAAGGAAGUCGACCAACUGUAACAUAAUUGCAGAAGGAUAAUUGAAUAAUUUAGUCACCACCUCUCGAACGCGAUAAAAAUUACCGUGUUUUCUCCCAUACGUAUAAUAAUAUAUAUAUCAUUAUACGUAUGUAUACGUGCUCAUAGUUGAGAAGGGCGGUACUUUUUAUUAAAAAACCGGACACCAUCCCGCGACGAUUUUUUUCGUAUUGGUCGGAAAGCUCUCUGUUCUUCUCGAUCGGCUCGGUAAUAAUGCCGAGUUCUUGUGCAUAUUAUCUUGAAGCAGAGAACGCGAGCAGAAACGAGGGUACUUCCUAGCUUCGUAGUCUUUAGAGGUCAGUUUAGUCACUCGCGAUUCCGAGUUCUCCGUCGCGCCGUAACAGCCGAAGAAACAAAGGAAAGUAAAAUCGAACAAACGUAAAAAUUAUCGCAGAGUAGCGCGUUGGAGAAACCGAAGGAAUAUGCCUUGAAAAGUACGAGAAUCAAACCGCCUUAAUCAGUAUAGUUACUGUCGUCGAGUUAUCGAGCUGUGUGUUUAGAAGUGGAACGAAGUUACGUACUGUCGUGCUGUUAUUAACGUUACUGUUUCUUUCUUUUCGCUUUAUACAAUGAUAGAGAAACGCACGACAAAGAUUAACGCGAGGAGUAAAAGUGAAACGACAGGGACAAGAAAGGAAGAACAGAUGGAUCCUAUAUAUUCUUACGGAAUUAAAUUUGAUAUACCUAUGAUAAUAUUAUUUUUAUUUAACUUAAACUCACACGUACACACACGAACACAAUCGCGAACAAUCACACACGUAUACACUAACGCGAAUCCCAACACGCGCGAGAACUGCACCCUUUUUUCUCUCUCUCUCUCUCUCUCUAUCUCUAUCUGUCGCUCCGCGAUAUUGUACAGUAAGACUCGUGCAAAAUUCGAGUAUAACGAACGACUAAUUAAAACGACCGGGCUCGGGUGCACAGUUGUUAGAAAAAUUCAAAAUUUUUCAAAUUCAAGGGUUUUUCGAUGUAUGAGAUUUUUAAUGUACAAAUUUUACUUUUGUAUUACUCCGACGGUUGUAACUAAAUUUUUAGCUUUCCUAUGUUAGCCUCGAUUUUAACGAUUUUAACUCUCACACGAGCCCACAAGUGCACAUAUUCGCGAAUGCGUGAAAACGCGAAUUUUAAAUGCAAUCGACCUUCAUGUUCGAUCGUUGUACUUUUUCUCGAACAAGAAAGUCAGUAUAAGGAUCGAAAUGAUCUUGUUAUCUCGCGUAUCCGCGAUAUACGUUCGCGAGCAUUUUUUGCAUUGACCACAUCAAAGUGGAGAAAAUGAUAAAAAAUCGAAAAAAAAAUAAAUAAAUAAAAGGAAGAGAAAGAAAAAGAAUCACACGCAUCCACACACGCAUGCCGGACGAGUGUGCGACACGCACACGCGGAAAAUCACUAAUUGUGGCCUUAUCCGCACGAGUACAUAAAAAUAAAAAAAAAAAAAACUAACGUCUUACGAAAAAUAAUUAGUUGUUGAUACGGUACUUGGUAGAGAUGUGUUACCGUCGAGAAGAGAAAGGACAAGAGAAUAGGCUAACAAACGGUAGCGUACCUCUAUAACGAAAUAAAAGGAAAGCGAAAGAAGAAGAAGCGAAAAAAAAUAUCGUGACGACCAAUAAAAAGUACACGUGCUAUAUAAUAUAUGUUCUUACCGAUCACUCACAUACUAAUCGCCUUAAUUAGUAAACGAUAAAGAGCAGAGAUUAUUCUAUAUUCAGCGUAUCGUAUACACUGUUAUACUGUGAAAUUGAUAAAUAAAUAAAUGUAAUUAUUUACAAAA